Echinostoma caproni is the source of this 1197-nucleotide messenger RNA. The record is from the annotation of a GenBank genome assembly. NCBI's taxonomy places the organism in Eukaryota, Metazoa, Platyhelminthes, Trematoda, Plagiorchiida, Echinostomatidae.
CAGUUAGUUUGGACCGAUCGGGAGAGUGGACAACCGCUGAACAUGGAGUGGGACAAGAUGAGCAAAUCCAAACUGAACGGAGUCGACCCAACCGAGGUGGUUGAACGGCACGGAAUCGAGAUAGUUCGAUUGACCAUGCUUGCUAAUGUUGGACCUCAUCGAGCUAGGAAGUGGCAAGAGAACGAUGGAGAAGAUUUCGUUGAUUCUGUGCCUUCGGGUUUAGCGGAGGUGAAAAACAAGAAACUAACGGAUGAAGAAUAUACACGAGUCAAACCCACACAAGGUCCGAUACCACUGUUCUGUGGACGACCGAAAUUACACAAACCCGAUGUACCACUACAACCCAUUGUCGCAUCCACAACAGCACCCAACUACAAUCUCGCAAAGUACCUCUUCCAACUACUGCGCUUAUUCCUACCUGCAAACCAAAAUAAUGCAAAAAGUCCUACAACAUUCCUGGAACGCAUCAAGGGACUGACCAUUGAACCAGAUGAGGUGAUGGUCUCUUUCGAUGUGACCUCACAGUUCACCAAUAUUUCGAAGCAAAUGGCCAUCGAAAUGAUGCGCGGUGUGAUCGCUUGGCAAUCGAAGCUUUUGCGGCUAGGACGGAACCUUGUCGAGUGGGCGCGUGAUCAGAUCACUAAUGAUGAUGAUGAUGGUGGUGGUGGUGAGGGCUGGCAACUGCUGAUCGGUCCCGCGCAAGAUCCGUUAUGGAGCGAGGGGUCAGACGGAAGCAGUCCCAACUUCCGCCAAACACACGAGCACACGGUGAGGUUGGUAAACUUCUACUACGAUGAGACGUUUGUAUUGAGCGCUGCGAUCGCAAGACUGCAAGAAACGACGGAAUCAUUAAGAAAAGCUGCCGUUUCAGCUGGCGGUCCAGGACCCCGAAGUUUCAUUUAUUUUCGUACAUUUUCUGAUCUCAUCGUUAUGCUGACCCCGUUGGCUCCAGUUCUCUCAUGUGAAUUGUGGUCCAACUUGCAAUUGGCCUGUCAGAUGCAACCUCCAUCCGCCAUCCUUCACAGUCAACUCAGCAGGUUACACACAUCUCAAUCAGACUGGACUUUACACUGGCCUUACGAUCUGACCAAAUCUGUACUGGACCAACCGUUUCCCGUGAUCUCGGACUCCGUUGGUGACGCAGAUAUAAAAAUCGGUGACAAGGAGAACAAACGUGGGGAGGGGGAGAAAAGUUGA